UAUACCUGAGUAGACACAAUUAGCUAUCUGAGUGGUCAGAGGCUAAAUUCGCAGAUUUUGAGAGUGACGAAUGAAAAUAAUUUAGAAUUUAAUUUAUGAUUCAAUGAUAAUGAAAAAACUGAAUCAUUUUCUUUGAUUCAGUUUGAUGGUGAAGUGAAUAUAGUCCUGCCAAACCCCACACUGGCACAUCCCACUGUCUAACUCCACCCAACUGCAUAUCUGUGGGUGGAGCGAAACAGACCUUUAAAAGCUGCACGCCGUGACCUGCUGACUAACAGGACAAGUGAAAAACUCAACAAAGCAAAAUGGUUGUGUGGACAGACUUUGAGCGCACCACGAUCCAGGACAUCUUCUCCAAGAUCGACUAUGCGGUCGUUGGGCAAGCAGCUUUUUCCAGGUGUCUGAUUGUCUACCCCUGGACUCAGAGGUAUUUCGGUGGAUUUGGAAACCUCUACAAUGCUGCUGCCAUCACAUCAAAUCCAAGGGUUGCGUCUCAUGGAAAAGUCAUCAUGGAAGCUCUGGAAAAAGCCGUGAAGGACAUGGACAACAUCAAGGCCACAUAUGCAGAGCUGAGCGCGCUGCACUCUGAGAAACUGCAGGUGGACCCUGACAAUUUCAUGCUCCUGGGUCACUGCCUGACCAUUGUGGUUGCUUCCCAGCUGAGUAAAGCCUUCACUCCUGAGGUACACGCAGCUUUUCAGAAGUUCCUGGCAGUGGUGGUGUCCUCCCUCAGAAAGCAGUACUACUAGAGAGCUGCAGAGGACCGUCACAUACUCAGUUUUUUUAAUCAUGUCUUAAGGAGGCUUAAAUAAAUAAAACAAUGGGCAUAUUCUUCACUUUGUUGUUUUUUCCUUUUCCAACAUUUGUAAUUAUAUCAGGGUGUAGCAGAAGAGUUAAAUGGUGGGUGUAUCUUGUAGUGCAACCUAUAAAUGAGCCUAUUCUUUUAAUUUUUAAAUGGUGUCCUCCCUCAGAAAACAGUACUACUAGAGAGCUACAGAGGACUGUUUUUAAAGUGUGACUCAAAAUGCUGAUAAUAAAUGCGAUAUAUGAAGCAUA
Molecule: messenger RNA, 1056 nt
Organism: Maylandia zebra (zebra mbuna)
Lineage: Eukaryota; Metazoa; Chordata; Actinopteri; Cichliformes; Cichlidae
Product: hemoglobin subunit beta-like
Biological process (GO): hydrogen peroxide catabolic process; oxygen transport
Cellular component (GO): hemoglobin complex; haptoglobin-hemoglobin complex; blood microparticle
Molecular function (GO): oxygen carrier activity; oxygen binding; organic acid binding
Source: RefSeq, a predicted model, not a curated record